AUGGAAACCGGCCAAUACGCAUCCUGGAGCGAGCUCUUUAAAAUACAAUGUCGGGCGUUUCUUGUGAUUGAUCACCUCUCUCCCAAACCAGCCCAAACCACUGGUUCUUCCUCCUCUACUGUCGAUAAAGAAAAGACCACCACACCGCCAAUCGAAUCCUCAUGGGAUCGUCUUGACGCCAUUGUCUUACAAUGGAUAUAUAGCACUAUUUCAAAUGAUCUCUUGCACAACAUCCUUAAGCCCAACACAACCGCCUACGAGGCUUGGAAGACGCUCAAAAAUAUUUUUCAAGAUAAUAAAAGUAGCCGUGCUAUUCAUCUUCUACAAAAGUUUUCCAAUACCCGCCUAGAUGGUUACCCGUACAUGUCUGCUUAUUGUCAACAACUAAAGGUUCUCGCCGAUCAGCUAGCUAAUGUUGGAUCCCCGGUCGACAACGAACACCUAGUUCUCCAACUACUCUCUGGGCUCAACGAACAAUAUGAAGGAAUUGCCACCAUAAUCCAACAACAAGACCCGUUACCGACCUUUUAUGAUGCCCGUUCAAAAUUAAUCAUGAUAGAAAGUCGCAAGGCUGAACAGGCUCUUCACACGGCUCAAGCCGCAGGCACCGCUCUCCAUGUGCACACCUCUCGGCCUCAACCGAACACUACCAACACUACUGAUUAUCGGUCCACUGCUGCACCCGAUUAUCGGACCGAAGGUUCGGAUCGGAACCGGGGGCGAGGACGGUCCCGUGGCAGAGGUUGUGGACAUGGAAAUUACGGCCGCGGUCGGGGUAAUCGUAUGUCGGGUAAUAGCGUUAAUCCCUAA
Molecule: messenger RNA, 810 nt
Organism: Helianthus annuus (common sunflower)
Lineage: Eukaryota; Viridiplantae; Streptophyta; Magnoliopsida; Asterales; Asteraceae
Exons: 1
Coding region: 1-810 (269 amino acids)
Source: RefSeq, a predicted model, not a curated record